AUGAAAGAUGCUUCAGAUAUUGACGGUAGAUACAAUGAUAUGGAAAAUGCUCUUAAAUUACAUCCUGACGGUCAUUUCGUUCAUGCCUUCAUCAUUCCAAACUACGACGAACCUGAACCUUUAUUAAGAGAUACCAUUAAACGAUUGUCUCAACACAGAAAUGCAUCCUCAACAUACGUAAUAAUUUUAGCAAUGGAAGAAUCUGAGCUGAAUUAUGCAUCAAAAGGCUCAAGCUUACAAAAAAAUUUUGAUGGUUACUUUUUAGAUUUCAUCAUCACUGCACAUCCAAAAGAUUUACCGGGUGAGAGCAGAGGCAAAGGAAGUAAUGUUGCUUAUGCUGCUAAAGAAGCUUGUAAACAUUUUGCCAGAAAACAUAUUGAUAAAAGGCGUGUAGUCUUCACGAUAACUGAUUCUGAUUCGGCCAUACCUGAACUUUAUGUAAGACAUGUCGAGAAAGCUCUGACUGAAUCAGAAGAGCCAUAUGCCACCAUCUGCUCUCCACCUAUUUUUUUCUCAAGGAACGCUUUGGAUGUACCGGCUGCUGUUCGUGUAACUGAUAUAAUGUGGUCGAUUAUGGUCAUGCAAAAUCUGAGCAAUCGAAGAGGUUUAGCUUUCCCUUGUUCCACUUAUAGUCUAAGCAUGAUUCUCGCAGAAAAAGUAGGAUUUUGGGAUACAGAUAAAGAUGCAGUUGGAGAAGAUUUACACAUGUGGUUAAAAUGUUUCUUUAAGACAGGCGGUGUGGCCAGAUCAGUACCAAUAUUUGUCCCCAUAAACCUUACAAAUGUACAAACAGCUGGCUAUAUGUCAAAUAUAUACGCACGUUUUGUACAAGCAAAACGUCACUACAAUGGAGUAGCAGAUGUCGCAUAUUCACUGAAAUCAGCAUUUACCGAUCAUCACAACAACGCCACUGCCCAUACCAACAGUAACGGUUAUAAAAAUGGAUAUUUAUUAAAUGAAAAAAAGUUAUCGUCAACAAUAAUACCACACGCACCAAUAAUAUCAAAACCAAUAACGAAAAAGAAUUUAUCAUCAUCGCCAGGAAGACGUUCAUUGUCAUCGUGUCUAAUGUCAUGCUCAUUUAUUGAUAAACUUGAAGUAGUCUUUCACGUAUUGGAAGCUCAUAUGAUACCGUGUACAUCCGGAUGGUUGAUGAUUGCCGCCAUACCUAUAAUACAAUUAAUUUUAGCUUAUUCGACCUUAUUCGAAUAUUAUUUGGGUGUUCAAAACCCACUUCAAACAGAUUUGUUCUAUGCGUCAAUGUUCUCAUUAGUGCAAGUUGUCAGUUUAUUCCUACCAAUACCAUUGCUUCUAUGUGCUAUGAUAUACGAAGGAUUACACAAGAUUAUCGAUGAAGAAUUGUUCAAGAAAACGUCGGAAACAAGAUCAUGGAAGAAUUAUACUGAUUAUGUCUGGUUACCUGUUAGUGCUUUGUUGUUCAUGACUUUACCAAGCACUAUGGCUUGUGUUAAGAGAUUAUCAAGAAAAGAAGAAAAGUAUAUUGUAUCUGAGAAAGAAAUAAAUAAAUAA
This is a messenger RNA of Entrophospora candida, 1530 nucleotides long. NCBI's taxonomy places the organism in Eukaryota, Fungi, Glomeromycota, Glomeromycetes, Entrophosporales, Entrophosporaceae. The record is from the annotation of a GenBank genome assembly.